AUGUAGUAGGCAGAGAGGUUUACCCAGAGUACAUCCGUGUGAUCAGAUGAACAUGGGGCUGGGGAAACAGGCCAUCGCUGGACUGUAAACAAGAGGAAAUUUUGGGAUUAGAUCGGCAUUGUACCAUGCACGUGUGAAAUGGUCUCAAUGUUGAUAUAUUGGAUCGCUUCAUCUGCUUCAUUGAUGACUACAAGGCGACAGAUUGAGUGCAACACAUCCAAUUGCAUUCAUAAACAUUUCUAUAGGACUUCAAACCCCUGAGAGCAUUUCAUUGUUUUGGAUAUUUAAACUAAAAAGCCCUGUUGUAUUGUGGAUGACAUCCUUUCACGACCAAAUGGCUGCACCUGGAAAAGUGAAACGGAGUAAUGAUCUGCUUCGAGGCGUUGAGAGGCUAAAAGAGGAGCACAGGAAGGUGGUGAAAGAUUGCAGAGGUCAAAUUGAGCACUGGAAAAAAGUGGAAAAAGAUUACGAAUCUCUUCAGGACCGUCUCAGGACCUUGCCUGACAAGCUGUCAUAUGAUAUUAUGGUACCAUUUGGUCCCUUGGCUUUCAUGCCUGGAAAGCUAGUUCACACUAAUGAGUUAACUGUGCUCCUUGGGGAUAACUGGUUUGCAAAGUGUUCUGCCAAACAAGCCGACACUCUUGUAGAACACAGAAAGAAACAUGUAAAGAAUGCACUAGAUGAUUUACAGAAAACAAUGAAGAACUUUCAGAACAGAGCUGACUUCACAGUUGAUCUUGAAAAAUUGACUGGUGGCACUGGAGAUUUUGUAGACAUUAGAGAAGAGGUGGUAAACGAGGAAGAAGUUACCAAAGGAAAGCAUCGGUUGGCCCACAAACCCAACUCUAAACCAAAGCAGGAUUAUGUGCUGAAACUGAAGGAGAAUAACAAAGGAGAGGGGGAUGAAGGGAGCAAGAGAGGAGUGCUGUCUGAGGAGGAGCUGUGGGCUCGACUUGAUGAAUUGGAGCGUCAGGAGGAACUACAGGAUGAGAGAUGCCGAUUGGACAGCACAGACACUAAUGGAGAAGACACCACUUCCUCUUCAUCAGAGGAAGAAAAAGCAGAGAGUGACAGUGUGCAGGUUAAUGGCCAUCGAAAGGAAAAUGGCUGGGUAUCAUCAUCUCACACAAGUCAGAUGAACGGCACCAAUGGGUCAUAUCUUGAGGAGGUGGAAGAGGAGGAUUGUGAGGAAACAGGCAACAGUCUUCCAACUAUCUACUUUUCUCACACUGUGGAACCCAAAAAGGUCAGAAUAAACACAGGGAAGAACACCACUCUAAAGUUCAGUGAGAGAAAAGAACAAAAGGAGCAAGCCAAACGAAAAAAGAAAAAUGGGAAAAGUAACGGCCAUUCUCUUCUUGAAAAUUACAAGAUCACCAGCCCAGCAGACAUUUAUAGGGUGUUUGUGGACUUGGUGAAUGGAGAGCCAAUACCACGGAAGUCCAUUUUGAAGUCCCGAAGCCGUGAGAACAGCGUGUGCAGUGACACCAGUGAGAGCAGCACCGCAGACUUUGAAGAGCGCCGUGUGGCUUUCGGGCGAUCACUGAGCCAUGAUGAUGCCACACACAGUGACACCAGUGAUGGCAUCACAGAGGAGGACAGUCCUACAGGCAGCAGCCCCCACACCAAUGGACGCUUUGAGGCUUUUACAGGCACAGUGAUUGAAAAGGAUCCCUUGCCUUCCUCAAUCCCACACCUGACCAUCGCCCCUCCUGCCUUACCCACAAUCCCAGAGAGGAAGCUGGAGGAGGUGGGCACAGAAAUGCCUCAGGAGGCCCCUAAAAGGAUGUCCAAGUUUAAAGCUACACGGUUGCAUCAUAAAUGAAAGCUAAUCUUACCAAGAUCCAGCUAUGCUUUUUUUUUUUUUUAAUCCCCUCUUUGUACAACUGUAACACUUGUAGACUGGAUUUCUGUUUUUUUGGUUAUCGUUUUUCCCCUCACUUGCAGUCCUCUACCUUUAUCCUCCAAGCUGCCUCUGCAUUAUUCUACUUGUGUCUAAUUGUUUUGGGUUUUUCUUCAGUGUGAUAUGCAUCCCUGAAAUUGUAUUUGCUUUAUAAGAGCAAUGUUAUAUGAUUUGCCUGACAGUUUGCAUUUUAGGCCAAAUGGUUUGAUUUAGUAGAGACAGGCUGCAUAUUUUGGUAUCUUCUGUGUGCAUUACUUUGACAAGCAAUAAAAAAAAGAAAUAAAAAAAAAAGAAAAUAAGUGUGACAUCAAGGCCUCACACUACUGUCAUUGUGAUGUGGUCUAUGAUGUAAAAUGUUUGUAAAUGCAGCUUUUUCAAAUUUAUUGUUGGUGUUAAUUUACGUGCUGAUUUGACUUCGGCAACUAAAUAUCUGCCAAUUUUCAUCAGCUUCAAAAAGCACUUUUUAUUCUCUGAGCUUUUACUUUGAUUCUCCUUUAUCACCUGUUUUCUAUGUUUUUGUAUUGUUUUGGCUUUGUUUCUCUGCCCUUUUAAUGUAUAUCCUCCAUGGCCCCUUUUUUUGUGACUGCCAGGAAAAUAUUGAUGUAACUAAAAAAAGAAAUAAAUGAUUGACUAUA
Molecule: messenger RNA, 2538 nt
Organism: Myxocyprinus asiaticus (Chinese sucker)
Lineage: Eukaryota; Metazoa; Chordata; Actinopteri; Cypriniformes; Catostomidae
Product: unconventional prefoldin RPB5 interactor-like
Exons: 11
Coding region: 314-1825 (503 amino acids)
Biological process (GO): negative regulation of phosphatase activity; negative regulation of transcription by RNA polymerase II
Molecular function (GO): phosphatase inhibitor activity; chromatin binding; transcription corepressor activity
Source: RefSeq, a predicted model, not a curated record